UCGAUGAGUUUGAUCGGUAUUGGGAGACUUGGUGAGUUUGAGGAUUGAGACGCGGGGAGGCAGAACGAGACGCUGGUCGAUCUCCUCUGCGUUUGCUCCCUGGUUUUGCGAGGUGAGGAGCAUGGGCACCUGGGGAUGCGCCCGGGAGAACGGGUUGUGAGGAACUCCAGGAGGUUUUUGAGGAAAGAUAAAACAAUCUGAAAAUGCCGGAGUGCUCAAGUGAUGGAUGAAGUACAAUCACCAGUGAUUCAAAGUGUGAUCUCCAAAGCGCGAUAAAAUUACCAAUACAGUAAAUCAUAAACUAGGGUGUUAGAAAAAUUAGCAAAAUGAAUCAUGAUAAUGAGGCAAGUCCAGCGAGUUCGGACUCUAAAUCGGUCGUCUUAAAAAAUGCUGGCCUCAUACCUCGUACACCGCCGAACUGUGCACGCUGUCGUAAUCAUGGGCUGAAAAUAACCCUCAAGGGACACAAGAGAUAUUGCAAAUACAGAUACUGCAUUUGUGGAAAGUGUACUCUUACCAAAGAUCGACAGAGGGUGAUGGCAUUGCAGACUGCAUUGAGGCGGGCGCAGGAUCAGGACACAACAAGGGUGCGGAGACCAGAUGAGCAGGUGGAACCACGGCCAAUGAGCCUCGAUGGUGAACGUCUGAUCUCAGUGCCACAGCCAGCCCGUAGUCUAGAGAAUAGUUGUGACAGUAACAGUGCCGAUUCACCCUUCAGUAAUCACGGUAGCACAGCCCCACACAAUGGGAUCGUCACUAUUCCACCAUCACGGAAACUACCGCCGUCCCACAACAUCCACUCGCCCUCGGCCACACAAUUAUCUGAACCGAGGAGUUGUGAGUCAAGUGAAAAUGUGGAAGUACUGCUAGAGUACAGUGCCAAGCUACUCGAGCAGUUUUGGUAUUCGUGGGAAAUAUUACCGCUGAUGUACGUCAUACUUAAGGACGCCAAGGCGGAUCUCGACGAAGCACGAAGACGCAUAGAGGAAGCUAACAACGAGAUACGUGCCAUAGCCGUGAGGAAGGCCAGAAAGAUGAUCACCGAUACUGGUGAUGGUUACUACAAUGAAUGGUACACAGCAACAGCUGGCAGUGGUGCACCCACGUAUUUUGGCCAACCACCGCACAUCGGCAGUUUUAUGCAUCCCCCUGUACAUCUAGGAAUCCCUCAUUUAUUAAAUGCCCAUGUUCUUGCCACAAGAGUACCAUCGAGUCCACCAGGAGGACCAACCACGUAGUCCUGAUUACCGUGAAGUCAAUCAAAAAAGCUCGUAAGAGAGGUCAGAGGCUGAGUCUGAGUAAAAGGAAAAAUAAAAAUACGGUGACUUAAGUAAUCAAACGAGGUGCAUAAUGAAUAGUUGGGAGGGUUUUUUCUUUUUUAUCGUUAUUCCGACUGCAAAUCAUUUCAACUCGGUGUUAAUAUACAGAUAAUACUGGAAAGAGGGAAAAAAAGAAUGAGGAUGAACACACUCAUAACUACUUUCAGUGUAAAUUGAAUGCAAUAAUAAAAAUGGUAAUAGUAGAUUUUUUUUAUUGACAAUGGGACAUUUGCAAAGUCACAAAAAUUUAUCUCUUUUUCUUUUCUGUGUUUUUUUUUUCUCUUUCGUUGUGAUAUUGGUGCGAAAAUGUCCCACUCAAAGUGCUGUAUCUAGCUUCACCGUACUUCUUCGACAAUUACGAUAGUUAUUGAAUGAUAAUAAUUGAUAACGCGCUGUAUUAAACGUGAUUAUAAGUUAUGUCACAGUUUUGACGUAUGUACAGAUAUAUUGUCAGUUAGUCUAUUGAAGAAAAAAAAUAAGAAAUCCGCGAAAUUUUUUUAUUUCGAUUGACAGAGUUUAGGAAAAUGUUUAACUAGACUUCCCUUUAUGUUCUAAUUGUUAUAAUUUUUUACGAACGAUGGUUUAUUGUUUAUUCAGCUCAACGUAAAUCGAUGUUGAAGGUUCUUCAUGAUCUGAUAGCCCUCUAUGAGUGAAAUAAAACAGCUAUAUUUUUAUUAAAAAAUAAAAAGCAAUUCGUGUUUUAUCUCAAACGGUAUUUCAAUGUGCAACUCACAGAGUGUAUUUUAAUCGGCGAAAUUGCGACGAUAAAUUUAUCUCUUAAAGUUUAGAUUUCAAGUGAAAAAUACAUUGGAGCUGUUGAAAUGAGCCAGUGGUGUGUGUUACAUUGCCAAGUACGGGUUUCUAUAAUUAAAAAGAAAUUUAUAAUCUUCAUUGUAUUUCACACCUCUUCUGACGAUGGCAAGAGUUACUCCUAUUACAUAAUUAAAAUUGUUCUAAUCGUAACUGACUCUGAUGAUGAUUCAGUGUUUCAGCAACACUAAAUUGUGAAACAUGUUGGCAUUAUGCACAUUAGUUAUAAAUUCAAAAUGUGUUGCACCCUGCAACGUGUCAUGGUCGUUGAGACAUUAAAAUCCGAGGGCAAUUGAUUAUAAUUUUUUUUCCUUGUUCAGUAAUGGUUUUUAUUCAGUCACUUGUAGCGAUGCGAAUUAUCCAGAUGAGUAGAAAAAUUGAUGAAAACAAUAAUGAGAUAUUGGAAGAGAAAAAGACAAGCGGCAGAAUUAUCGCAUUAUUUUUUGUUCUCAUUUUCUCCAAUGGGGAACUUGCAUGAAGUUCAGUUUUUUUAUUAGUUCUACUAUAUAUACCUUUCAUUUAUUUUUGAUUGUUCUCUCCACUGAAAAUAGCAACAAUUGCGAUUUUUCGAAUGUUUUCAGGCGAUAAAUACGGGCAAAUAAUCUCGAGGUAAAGAAUCACCCGAGUUCCCUAUUGAGAAACGUCUAUGUACCUAUUUUAUCAAUCUCUACCUUGUAAUUCUUUCAUUCAAACUAUUAUAGUUAUUUAUUGCUAAAUACUUCUGUAAACGAUUGUGAGAUAUCAUUGAAUGGGCGUCUUAGGCCACUCUCAUGUUUACUAUCUAUAAAGCGCAGUGUGCACAAGUCCAUGCUGAAGAGACUGUCAAAAAAAGUCCAGUGAAACUUUAAUUAUAAAGACAAAAACCAAGUUGAACCCAUAAUCCUUAAAUGCUGUAGGAACAUAAAGCUUGGAAAAUAAAAAAUAAGAAAAACAAAA
This is a messenger RNA of Diachasma alloeum, 3065 nucleotides long. RefSeq names its product protein doublesex (gene Dsx). Gene Ontology annotation, biological process: sex differentiation; regulation of transcription by RNA polymerase II. The coding region runs from base 327 to 1238 and encodes 303 amino acids. The transcript has 6 exons. Gene Ontology annotation, cellular component: nucleus. The record is from RefSeq and is a predicted model, not a curated record. Gene Ontology annotation, molecular function: DNA-binding transcription factor activity, RNA polymerase II-specific; RNA polymerase II cis-regulatory region sequence-specific DNA binding. NCBI's taxonomy places the organism in Eukaryota, Metazoa, Arthropoda, Insecta, Hymenoptera, Braconidae.